AGUACUCUUCCUCAUGGUCAGUGUCGCCUCAUCCCUUAUCCCUUCGACGUCUAGUGGUCCGUAGUUCCGGCGGAAUGUAGUUUCUCCUUCAUGCAACACCUAAAACAAAGACGAACCAGAAGAAGAAAAGCUAUCGAAGGCAACUGGACAAGAAAUCAUACUCGUCGUGGUAAAAGUUGGUAUUUUCGAUUAGAGAUAAAAUUAAAAAGUUGUUUUUUCAUAUGCUGAAGCUACAUGUCCUUCUAGAAGAGCCUCGCUUUUAAUACAUUUCUGUGUCUUGCAAGGGCGUCUCCUACUUUCUUCCUUUAUUCCUGGCAUUCUACAACACGAAAGUCCAAGUCGUCGCCGGUGGCUUUUACUGUAUGAGUAUGAAAACCCAGCACCGCAGAAGAAUCGGCACUGCAACCUAGUACCCCGUCAAGAGACGAGACGAGAGCAACUGACGCAAACCGGACUAUUCGUUGGUUUAAAACUGACUCAAACCGGACUAUUCGUUGGUUUAUUCAUCUGCACCUCGAAAAAUAAGUACUAAGAAAGGGAUAACUAUUUCAAUUUGUUUUAAGUAAGCAUAUUAUCGGACGCCGGACACAGUGCUGUGAUAAAUCACGUUCACGACCUUCUUUGUUCUUGCUCAGCGCUUUGCGCCGAAAGACAGAUUUUCGCGAAGGUUUGGAUGUAUUCGGCGAACCACUACAGAACAGACCAGCUGAUCGAACGAAGCCCAAACUUGUUGUAAGUCCGGAUUCAGGAUGAGUACCAUGGCGGCGCUGGCACAGGAAGAGCUGCUAGAAGCACGACCUCCCCAAGAACUACAUCAAUACCCCGGCGGCGACGUGGACGGUGGAGGCACAUUAGAAGUACUGGAACAAGCUGGUGCAGGUGCGGACGAACUUUUGCGUAGCAUGGACCUGGCAGCUGCGGCGGGCGGUCUAGAACGCGACGAGGCUUCAUCGCUUGGGCUGGGUGCCGCACCGGAAGCGGGACAUGAAAAUGCAGCGCCGCCUACUGCAUCGAGCACCACCAAACAUGGGUUUUCAUCUCACAUGAGCAGGCCAGCGAAGCAGCCACCCCUUGCAACCACGGUGGCAGGUGGAGCAGCGGCCGAAAAUGUGGCACCACAGGAUCAACAUCAUGGUACUCGCUCAGGUGGGGUUCCCCCUUCAGCAGCAGCAGACCCGCCAAAGGCCGCGCCGCCAAAUCCAACGAGCGGGGGCGGGUUCGUGCACAUGAGUGCUUUCGCCAAACCACGCAAGAACCGACUGCCGGUGGGAUCGCCGCUGCACGGUCCUCUUGCAGGAGCCGGGACCACAAGCGGUGUCCUACUUCCCGGAGCAGCGGAAAGUAGCAGUACGGGGCCUAUGCAAAUGCAAGUAACGCAGCAGCUGCAGCUCAACCUAAACCCAUUGGUGGUGCAGCAGCAUCAUGAUCCACACCAACUUAAUCAACAGCCAGCCGGGAAGAUGAAUAUCGCCAACUCAUCAAGUAGUACAACUGCUGGACCUGGACGACUAGGCAUUCCCCCGACCACCAGCUCGAGCGCCGCGAAUCUGUUUGUAUCAAAUGCAAAUAUAUUUGUCUGGAGCGUCUGGAAGAGAAGUGCACAUGCACUUAGUGCCUCUCUGUCUCUGUCAUGCAUCUCCUGCAACAGAAUCAGAAAGAUAAGAUGGUCUGGUAUGCACGCAAAGUGUUUUGACAUCUAGUAUAUCUAGAGGCUUUCAAGAUACGAAUGGUUGCUCCUGAUGCCUAGUUGUACCCCACACCAUCAGAAAUAGAUUGAAUUCGCUCUUGAUGCAGAAAAAAUUUGAUCUUGGCAGCGUUUGGCAUUGACGCAAUGCAGAUUUUUGGUGCCUACGGCUGCUCGAGAUCUGGCAUCUUCACAAGUUGGAGCUCUUCCAGAAGGCCCAGAUCGAUAUUUGCAAUGCAUAGUUUGCACCGAAUAGCAAUACGCGAAUGCCCCCACGUCUGCAGAUACAGCAGCAAAAGGGCGGGGGUGUCGUGUCAUACCUUGGAGGCGUCGGAGUUGGCAAGGGUGCAGCGACGUCGUCGUCGUCCGCUUCUAGCUAUAAUUUUCUGCCCUACACUGUCCUCCGUAAUAGCACUCCUGCAGGAGGUACUACAACUACAGUAUCGGCACAGAAAAUGUCGGCAAAGAACGUUGCUAACGCGCAAGGCCUGGGUCGUGCGGCGAAAGGCGUCGGCAAAAAUGGCAGGGGGCACGUCCAGCAAACUACUGGUAGUCACUGUUUCAUCAUAAACUUUCUUGUGAAGAGCGUUUGUUGCUCAUUUAUUGCCCACUUUUCGUCCCAAUUUGUCCUUGUCGUCUGAUUUUUAUCGAAGAGCUCUGGCCUACGCCUAUGGCACUGUGUUUGGAAUAUAUUUGUGUCGCUGCACCUACCAAUGCCAAUGUAUCCACGGAAAUUUGCGAAUUCGAUCGUGAAGUGUUUGGGUUUACUUCGCGAUCAUGAAAGUUGCAUUUAAUGUACGAGGUACAGUAUCAGUAACAGUCAGAAUCAGAAACAGUAUCUAUCUAUCAGUUCUUGGACACGAGGACAUGCAUCUUCUCCUUGUUCUAUUCUAGGUCUUCUCGCGAACCAGCGUCAGCUGCGUCCAGAUGCCUUCGGGCGCAACCAGGUUUCCACAAAAAUCAAUCCCGCGGCGGCGCUUCCGCACAGAAUUUCCACACUGACAACCCCCCGUCCUGCACAACCCGGCGGCCUACCAGGUUAUAAGCUCGGCGGGCAACUACAGCUAGUACCCGGGGGGGCCCCCGCUAGUACAUCAACGGCUGUCCCAGCUGGCCACCAUAAAAACAAGCGUGUGUUGCGUUCGCAAGUCGCGGGGAACAAGGGGAUCCCUGGCGGACCCGAGCCCCACUUUAUGCAGCUGGGCAAAAACGGCAAGCAGAUCGAGACCCAGCCCACGGUGCUGCCCGUGCACAAAACCUCCAACUUGAAACUGACGGAGGUGGCGAAGAAAGUAAGAAAGCGCCGCGACGCCGAGGGCAGGCUGGAGCUCGACCAUAGCAGGCAUUGGAAGGAUAAGCUGGUCGACGCAAUAAACUGGCUGAAGAAGCAAGAACCACAGGAAGUAGACCUUUCUGGUACAACGAGACUAGUAUCCUUGGCAUAUUUAUUUAAUACUACAAGAAAGCUGUUUAUGUCUUCCUUGUCCACGGUGUGAAUUUCAGAGAUCGAGUCGAAAGGACUAGCGUGGCAGGUCGAAGACACGCUCUUGAGUCACUGUGGUGAAGAGAGAAAUUGUAGUUGACCCUUAAGACGCACGUACACGUAUCUAUAGGAUUUCUUUCAGCUGAUAUGACCACAAUGGACGAACACUCGCGCCGUUGCGCCCAUCAAGAAUGAAAAUGAAAAGCACAUUAAACAUAAAGCUGCCCCAGGAAACGAGAUGAAAUGAUUCCCGAACAACUGCAGGUCUGGCUGAUGACGUGCGGGCAACGAUGACAAAGACGAAGUUCAACGCCGCCCAAUUCUUCUCCGAGUUGCCCGUCAUAGAAGAUUACCCUGAGAUGCAGCUGGAUGAAAACGAGAACGACGAAGAACCCCCAGCGCAGAGCAAAGCCGCAGACCCUCAAGAUCAGAACGCAACUGCCACCGUGGACGUCGUUGCACAAGAAAACCAGGGAGACACGCAGGAGCAAGACAAAACCGACGCUGCACCUGCUUCGGGCGAGGAUAAUCAAGCUAUCGAGAAGAUGAAAAUAACCUCCGCAGAUGAUGGUGAGGAUAUCAUAGCGACAGCUGCAGAACGAGAGGACGUGGGUCUGAAUGCGACCGGCGUCCCCGCCGGGGCCAGCAUUGUGGAGGCAGGCACUAGUAAAGAUCCAAAGAGCUCCUGCUGCGCAGAGGAGGACGAAGAAGUCAAAGCCGACAGCGACAAAAAGGGUGGAAUUGUACCAGCACAACAUCAAGAAGGAGGAAAAAAGAGUAGGCACAAGAAGUUCCACCAGUUUGACUGGAAGUGCCUUUCCCUGAAUCGCAUCGUCGAGAAGUUGCAGAACAAACAGCCGCAAAUGGUGGUCGACACGUAUUACCUAGUCGACGCCGUCAAACGCGAUGUUCAUAUGAUCCAGACGGAGAUGAGCCGGGUGUUCGGAUUGAACCACCAUCGUCAGUACAUCGUCCACCUUGCUUGCGAGUUGUUUGAGGAGCUGGAAUUCUACGCCGCCGACAUUUAUCAGCACGAGCUGAAGCUCGGCCAGCAGAAGCGCGUGGCCAAGGCACAGAAGGAACAGGCCGACUUUCAGAAGCAGGAACUCCUUGCGCAUCAAAACUACCUGAUGCUGCAGCUGCAGCAGGAUCAACAUCUUCACGCGACGAAGCAAGCUGCAGCGGUAGCACCGGCGGGAGGCGCCACUUUGCCGCUGCAGUUCCUCUGUCCCCCCGGUGCGGCAGCCGCGAAUGGGAUACAAGUCGUUGCUCCCCUUCCCGCGGCUGCAAGCUCCGCCAAUAGUAAACCCCUUGAUAGGAGGUCCUUGAAACGGCCUGCAUCAAACAGAAAUAACGACGAAAAGACCCCAUCCAGCUCGGACAACGCGUCUCUGUACGGCGCCCGCUCGAAGCCGAAGAAGGCGAAGCGCAAGGCGCAGCCGAAAAAGAAGACUAAGCAGGCGGAGCUGUUGACCGCGGCCGAUGAGGAUUUCUUCGCAAAGGACGCAGCCGACGACACCAAAGAUCACGACGGCGAUAAAAAUAGCGCAGCUGCGUCGAGCAAAUCCGAAGACAACAAGUCCUCUGUCGUUUCGCGGAAAAGCGCCAACAAGAGAGCGAACCCGAAGAAAAAGUCCGCGCCUUACCAGUUAGGCAUUACAAAAGCACUUCUGCACUUCGUAUAAAUGCCAGGCCUGCCGCACUAGAGAUCUGCCUUAUCUAUAUCCACCUUGGCUAGCAUGACAAAAUCCACCAUGUUUCUUCUUGGCCUUCUUGGGACAAUUUGUAGUGCAUAAUAAGUAUGUGAUUUGGAUUUGGGUUUAUACUUGUGCGAUACUUUUGUACAGGAUACCAGUACAGCGGUAACAACAAGAACCUCGACAAGAAGAUGUUGCUCAACCAGGCAAAGGGCGGGACGCAGCUCUCCGACUCCGAGGACGAUUAUGAGAGUGCACAUCUCGCUCUCGUCCCCCUCACUUGGAUGAAAUUUCUAGCAACAGUUGCGACAACCUAAAAAGUGGCGCUUGGCCAGAAGUGAAGUAACUGUGGGCUGUAGGUCAUUGUCGGCUUCCAGAACUUGUCGUGCAAGCACGGGCAUCAAACUUAAAGGGCCCAGAUAAGACUUGGCAUUUUGCAAAUGUAGCGCAGUCUGUUAAAGGAUGACAAAGGAGGGGAUUGUGGUUGUGCACUAUCAUAAGGAUGAAGACAACGACAGGAAGUCCUCGGUGGUCGGGAAGAAGUCUUCCGCCGGCACGAAUAAGUCCAACCGCAGAAAGAACUACGACCUGCGGAUAUCCUGAGUAAAAACGUACCCACACCAGAGUUGUAAUGCAGAUUUGCAAAGACCUGAAGACUUGGUAUGCGCAUCCCCAUGAGAGCCAUUCCCAAUCGUGUUUUGGAAUUUGUGACGCUGUGAACAGGAUGAGCAGAUGAAUCUGUGACGCGGCUGCACUUGCUAACCUGCACUACACUGCAUAGGGCAUCUUGUCAUGCGUGACUCCCAAAACUCCUAGGUUUGUGUUGCAAAAUCCUCAUCCUGACUCUGGUGUGGGGACGUUUUUACUCAGGAUAGCGGAACCGCAGGACAGCGGAUACCGUGCCGAAAGAGCCGCAGUACCCGCCAAGCAAGGGCGGGAUCACGCCGCAGCUUCGCACGCAGACCGCGGGCUACUUCGGGGAGCUGAAGCCGGAGCAUCAGGAGCUCAUGCACGAUUUCGUCCGGAACUGGCUUCCAAGUUACGACGAAGCGGAGAUGGAGUUGGAGAUCUGGGACUUCCUCCCCACCUACCAAAAAGCCUUCGCGGAACAGGUGAAAAAGUACCACCGACAGGCGCACCCGGAAAUGCACAAGAAGCAGGCGUCGUCCAGCGUGGCCGGCGGGGCGGCUAGUAAAAAGAGCCGGCUUGGGGUUAACGCGGUCGGAGCACCAGGACAGGACGGAGCGGAUAAGGUGCUUCACUUUUUAUUUUCGCAAUAUUGAGAAUAUGAAUUUGAAUAUCCAUGACGUAGACUCAUUUUCGAAGAUUUCCGCUUUUUGGAAUUGUUUUGUUGCAGUCGCCUCGUCCCCAUAGGCGCCCUCCCCUGUGCGUCAUCCCGUGCGGGGUUCGUUUGCGUUGUUGUGCCACGUCUUCACUUUUGCCUCUGCUCGACAACGUCAUCAUCAGUAUCGAAAUAGGUUUUCAACAAAUUACAGCGCGCCCGCUACGCCAAUGGCGAGCUCAUAUCCGACAACGAGUCCGGGUCCUCUUCCGAAGAUGUCCUUUUUAACCAGAGAAAUGCCAAGAAGCCCAAGCGGGUGGUGGACAGCGAUUCCGACGACGACGUGCCGAAGUUCAACUUCCGCCCGAGGCCGGGGACCAGUGCAGCAAAUGAUGCCGUAGGCGGCGGGGGCAGUAAAGAUUCUAAUCAUGUGACCAGCAACGCCGCGGAUGAUGUUGAUGUUGCUCCCCUGAUCGCCAUGGAAGAUGAUGGCAUGUUCGCAAACGUAAUCCGAGAACAGCAGCAGCAACAACUGCAGCAGCAGCAACUGGAAGCCGCACAGAGUACUUCUUGGCUUUUUUUUUGCCCGAUAUUCUCGAGAAUACACUCAGAAGUGCACAAAACAGCUUUGUAAGCUUGUUUAUGAUAAAGAUAAAUAUAUGAAUAGCAACGUAAAUAAGCACGACCACACUUGAAAUGCUGAAGCAAAUCCCUACAAGAACCCGUCUACUAUUUUACAGGAGCAGCGUCCGCACAGCAAUUGCAGCAGGCUGCAGCGUAUCAAAUGUAAAAAUGUCUGGGUCUGGAAAAAUUCACGUUUGUCAUGCUUGUCUGGCAUGACUCUUAAAUCUGUCAUGCACGUUACCCAAGAGCUCCGUUUUUCUGUGAUGCAGAGGCACAGUUUGUCAUGCAGAAUAGGCAACACCUAGGAGCUCAGAAACUUGUCAUGCUGAGCCAGCAUUCGUAGCCUCAUCAUGAGACGCUACCCAGCAUCACAAGUUUCCAGACCCAGACAUUUUUUCAGUUGAUACAGUGAUGGCAGAGCAGAGCCUGCAGAUGAAUGGUGCCGGUAACCACGAUCGAGGAAACGGGGUAGAUGCUUUGUUCUCGGACAAUGUGAUGAACAACGACGCGGACUUGCAAGACAUGAUGGGUUAUCCUGUGCAAAAGUAUCGCACUCGUACUAAUUGCAGUUGUGCAUGACAAAUUUCCUUUCCAAGGUAAAACAGCAUGACAAAUGCAAUUCUUUAUGCUGUUAAAAUUUGCAAUGCAAUUUAUACCAGUGCCAUGGUUUUGCAAUUCAUAUGGUCCUGUUUGAGGACGAAGAGCCUGACGGUGUAGAGUGACAGCGGCACACCUAAGUACUACUACUAGGGGCAUCAAAGAAGAUAACUGGUCGACUGUCACAAUCUUUGACAACUACCGCAACGAACUGCAUGUUGUGGUGCGUACGAAGAUAAAUACAAGUGGCCAGCGUCCGAAGUGGAGCGUGCAUAUAACGCCACCUGACAGACCUACUCAGAGCGACAGCAUAACACUCCAAAUCUUUUCUACUGCAGCGACAAAAAAAAACGUAUCUGUUAUACACCCCUUUGAACUCAUCUACGCGACAUGAGCAGCGAUCCAAAAGAAAUGCACACCACAGGAAGUGUAGUUUACGUCCUAGUCCUUGCGCCGGCUGUGCAGAGCGACAAGCGCCAGCGUCGUGGCAAUAUAUGGCUUGUUCUGAAGCAAGGGUAGGUCCAUCAGCGACGCCUACUGUCUUUGAGUAUUCUGUGAUUUUGAAAAGUUUGAGCUUUCGUGCAGUUAGUUCCGCUGCACGCUCCGCGGUUCAACUAGGGUUUUUCGUCAUCCUGUGUAUGGGAGAGACCAGCCUCCACACGGUGCGGAAAAUUUGGCGCUGCUAGGACGUUAGGGUUAGUAGCGCUCCCGCUCUCGCUGUGACAGACUUUGUGGCAGUAGUAUCCACAUUUCCAGCCCUUUAAUAAUAAGCCAAAUAAUUCUCGUCGUGUGUAAGAGAAUAGAGCGAGGGAACGCGAG
Amoebophrya sp. A120 is the source of this 8186-nucleotide messenger RNA. Lineage: Eukaryota; Dinophyceae; Syndiniales; Amoebophryaceae. The record is from the annotation of a GenBank genome assembly.